Messenger RNA from Staurois parvus, 1005 nucleotides. Lineage: Eukaryota; Metazoa; Chordata; Amphibia; Anura; Ranidae. The record is from the annotation of a GenBank genome assembly.
AUGUCCGCCGUUACGGCUUUGUUCCUGAUCCUCCUAUGGCAGACUUCCUUUCUUCACAAUGAAGCUGCCUUGGUGGUUUUUGCUCCAUCACCACAAAGAGCCCAGCUGGGAGAAAACAUGGUGUUGCCAUGUUCCUUCAGAGUGGAUGAUAAUCCAAUAAACCUUCAGUACCUCGCCAUUUUGUGGCUUUUCCAGGGCAAUGAGAUUCUAAGGAUUGACAACAAGGGAGAAUUGUCACAACCAAGAAUGUUUAUCAAUAAACAGGACAUCACCAAAGGAAUCGCUAAUAUGGAAAUUAAAAAUGUCACCAUCUCUGACAUUGGAAAAUAUCGGUGUAUGGUAAUCUACAGUCCACAAAAGGAAUCCAGAGACAUUGACCUCAGUGUUUAUGCAACUCCAUCGGUGGUGAUUGAGCAGGUGGAGAAGGAGGACAAGAUGAACAUUGCACUGUGCUCAGUGACUGGUUUCUACCCCAGAGAUAUCUCAGUGGAAAUGCUACAGGACCGCACAAUCAUAGAGGACUCAGUACUGUCUGAAUAUCACACAAAUGCUGAUGGUACUUACUCAGUUAACUGGACAUGGAAGAUACCAACCGAUGUAUCGCCAAAAAUAUUGUCCUGUUCAGUCCAUCAUGAAACACUCACAACUCCAGUACAAAAAGACCUUCAGUUGAUUUAUCAAGGAAACAACGAUAAUACAGGCGUGGUGGUGGGCUGCAUUGUUGGAAUUAUCAUUAUUUUGAUUCCGGUCGCUGUUUUAUUUAUAUGGUAUUGCAAAAGGAAAUCAGAUCAUCAGAAGUUUAUGAUGAAAGAUAUUGAGUGUCCUAUAUGGAGUGAUGGUGAGAAGACCACACUGAGUUGUGAAGCUUUUAACUGUACUGGGGAUGUCACGAUGACUUGGGUCAUCAAAUUUAAAGAUGGCACCCAGCAUGAGGUCUCCGACACAGGAUCAAAUGAUAACGAGGAGGAUCAACCACUAAUGUCCAGAGAGUACCAGGUGACAAAG